Messenger RNA from Melampsora larici-populina 98AG31, 747 nucleotides. RefSeq lists its product as uncharacterized. NCBI's taxonomy places the organism in Eukaryota, Fungi, Basidiomycota, Pucciniomycetes, Pucciniales, Melampsoraceae. The record is from RefSeq and is a predicted model, not a curated record. Bases 1 to 747 code for a protein of 248 amino acids. The transcript has 2 exons.
AUGACCAGAGAUGUGAGGGACAGGGUCAACCUCUUGAAUAGUGCAAGUAUAUCAGUAUUGCGAAAGGUUUUUCAGAAAGAGCAGUCAAUUCCUGAACUAAGCAGUCCUUUUUUUAACAAGCUCGAAGUGAUAGGGCUUAUUCUGAAUUCCAUUGCCGGUGGGGGAAAUGUAUACUCGACUACGUCAGCGCAGGCCAGAUUGAAGGACCUGGUGCAAACCAUCUCGAAUGGGUUUUCCGAGCUAGAGGCGCAGGUAGACGCCACCAUUCCACUGGCCAGACAAGGUUCGAAUCUUGCAGCCACUGUUGGCGCUCAAUUUGCCCAACAAAACAUGCAACUGCGAAAAUUAAAGGCCGGGGUUCCGCUUUGGAAACGCUUGGUCAACUUCAACACCUGGGAAAUUCAAUCGCUCAAUCGAAAUAUUGCAAUGACUACCGCAAGCGCAUCGACGUUGAGGUCUAUUGCAUUAAAGCUUGAAGACCUCCGCGCAACUCUUGUAACCUUUCAGGGAAACGCGGAACAUUUUCGAGUGAGUCUCUGUGUCUUUCCUACAUUCUGGAAAGAUCCAUUAAUCACAUGUCGUCAUCAGUCCGAGAUCAUAGGUAAUCAUAAGUCUUGUCGUGAGCUAGCAAUCGAUGAGAAAUUUCGGGCAAUGAGACAGGUAAUUGGUUGCUUCAGUCAGCUCACUGAGGCGGCUGGAACCAACCUUAAAGUAACUCGGGUCGAUUCGCCGACCCUUUCAGCCUGA